This is a messenger RNA of Carassius auratus (goldfish), 6108 nucleotides long. RefSeq names its product ral GTPase-activating protein subunit alpha-1-like. The record is from RefSeq and is a predicted model, not a curated record. Gene Ontology annotation, cellular component: cytoplasm; nucleus. Gene Ontology annotation, molecular function: GTPase activator activity. Lineage: Eukaryota; Metazoa; Chordata; Actinopteri; Cypriniformes; Cyprinidae. Gene Ontology annotation, biological process: positive regulation of GTPase activity.
GUCCUCCGCCAUGUUUUCAGAUCUUCAGAGAGGUGUGUAGUUCACUAGACACACACACACAGAGGAGGGCUUGCUGCUUUUUUCUUUUGUUUGACCUCCUCUGCAAAAAUGCACGCCUCACCUCUAUUUCCUCAAGCUUCCUUACAACCCAUAACACCUUUCGAGCCGUAAAUCUGACAACCCUUUCCAUGUUUGAGGGACUUAACGGAAGAUUAUCAUUAGCUCCUCAAAACAUCUCGGUAUGUUCUCUAAAAAAACUCAUGGAGAUGUCAGGAAAUCGACACAGAAAGUGCUGGACCCCAAGAAGGACGUGCUGACAAGAUUGAAACAUCUGAGAGUCGUUAUUGAAAAUGCAGAGCCUGCUGAACUCAAACACCUCUUCGAGCAGAAUUACUCCCACAUCUACUAUGUGUUCUUUGAAAACUUCGUCACCAUCGAGGUUAACCUGAAACAGAAAGGUCACAAAUCACAACGAGAAGAGCUUGAUUCUAUUCUUUUUAUAUUUGAGAAAAUCCUACAGCUGUUGCCAGAGCGAAUACAAGGAAGAUGGCAGUUCCACAGCAUAGGUCUCAUUCUGAAGAAACUGCUACACACUGGAAACUCCCUAAAGAUCCGGAGGGAAGGGGUGCGUCUCUUCCUUCUGUGGAUGCAGGCUCUGCAGCACAACGCUCUGAGAGAGCAGCUCUGGAUCUUCGCCUGUGUAAUCCCAGGAUUCCCUGCACCACAGUCUGAGCUAGGCCCUCGAACCCUGGAUAAUCUGAUCAGCCCUCCCCUUAACCUUCAGGAGCGUGAAGCUCAAGUGACUCCAGAGGAGAUCAGUCCCCUGGUGCCACCCCAGUCAGGAGAUAAAUCCCAGGAAGAUCUCACUGGCUACUUCCUUGAGGCUCUACUUAAAUACAUGGUAAACCAGGCCAAAAGUCUAGAGUGGAAAAUGAAGGAGAACCACGAGAAGGGGUUCUCCUUCCUAUUCGCCAAUUUCAAAAAAUAUUACCUGGCCCAUAUCUUCCCCAACUUCUCCAAGGAGACCAGUUUGUACAAUCCUAUUCUGGAGGUUCCAUCUUUGAGACCAAAGCCUUACUACAUAGUUGUAAAAAGAGACCCAGAGACCAAUGAAGCCCUGUACUGCACUAAAGAGAACUUCCUCAAUGCCAGAGUCAUAUUUAUCCGCUGGCUGGUCUCCUUCUGGCUGGAGCCGCGGUCAAACACAGGAACACACAUCCCUGGCAUGGAAGGUGAAAACGUGCCAAAGAACAUCCAGAGAGCGGCGGCAGGCCUGGCCGCCCGAGGGGAGGAUGGCGGCCUGAGACCAGAUGGUCUGGAUGGGGGUGGGAGUGGUGAGCCGGAGCAGUCGCACUCCAACACCAGCACCCUGACGGAGAGAGAGCCCAGCUCCUCCAGCCUCUGCAGCAUGGACGAAGAACACCUCACAGACAUUGAGGUGGUGCGCAGAGUCCUUUGCUCCUCCAGAACCAAUGUCAACUUUAUCACUGAAAUCUUUCGACAGGCGUUCCUGCUGCCCAUGUGUGAGGCCGCAGCCAUGCGUAAGGUGGUGCGGGUGUAUCAAGAGUGGAUCUCUCAGCAGGAUAAGCCUGUGUUUAUGAGAGAACCAGAGGAAGACCAAUUCACAGGCCAGCCGGACUCCACCCACGAGCAGAGAACUGAUAAAGAGGAGGAGGAUAUUGGGCUCACAGUGUCCAUUCACAGUCGAAACCCUAAUUGGUGUAGGAAUUCUGGGAGUAAAUCCUCUGAUCCUGAGGUAUUGGAAUAUAAUGUCCAUGCUGGUGUCCAGGCCACACUACAGGUUUUCAUCACCAACUCCUCUAACGUCUUCCUUGUGGAGUCAGCCAAUGAGCUGAAGUCACUUCUGGAAGAGCAUGUUGACAUGUGCAAGCGUGUACUCAAUAUAUACCGCAGUCUGGUCAUGCAUGAAACCAUGAGCCAGAAGACCUGGGAGCAGAUCUUGCUGGUGUUGCUAAGAGUAACGGAGUGUGUGAUGAAGAGGCCUCCAUCUAUUAUGCCUCAUGGGAAGAAGAGUAACACUUUAUCGGGCCGUUUGGCGGGAGCCAUUUUUCAGACUCUGAUCGUGGCCUGGAUCAAAGGGAAUCUGAAUGUGUACAUCUCUCGGGAGCUGUGGGACGACCUGCUGUCUGUACUCUCAUCUCUCACCUGCUGGGAGGAGCUGGUCACUGAGUGGUCUCUCACCAUGGAGACACUCACCAAGGUACUAGCACGUAACCUUUACAGCCUGGACCUGAACGAGCUGCCCCUGGACAAGCUCAGUGAACAGAAACAGAAGAAACACAAAGGCAAAGGUGGCGCCCACGAGUGCCAGAAAAUCACUGUGGAUAGGUCGUUCUCCAAAGGCUGGAGUCGAGACCCACCAGGCCAAGCUGCUGUCAUGAGACAGCGCAGCGCUACCACUGCUGGCUCACCAGGCAUCGAGAAGGCCAGAAGCAUCGUCAGACAGAAGACAGUGGCUCUGCGUAGUUGCUCUACGGGGGACAGUCUGCUGUCCUCAGCCUUUAUCCGCAGUGCUAAAAGCGCACCUGUCCUGAUCCACCCCGUACACCCUCUCCUGCCUGGUUCUGUCCUCACUCCCCUAGCUGACGAUCUGUCAGAUAUGGAGGAACCUCCAAUGGCCCAACGGGGGCCCCGGAUCCGCCACUGCUCUCAAAGUGAGGAGACCCCGUCGUCCGAGGUGUUUUCUGCCUCCGGCGAGCUGGAGCAGCCCCCACUCCCCCGCAGCAGCAGCGCCUCUGACAUCAUGGAGCCCUUCAUCGCAGAACGGGUCAAAGGUGCACUUCCUGUCUCUGACAGCCCCUCUCAUUCCUCCCACUUAACCACCACCACCUCUGAGUCCCCCCACAGUUCCCUAACCCCACACCAACCCCCUGACAGCCAGGUAUCCCUGGAGGUGAACGAAAGCAUCUAUGACCAUCUCUGCCAGAUGCCGGGGCAGGAACCCCCAUUUAUCCCCGAUUGGUCCUGUCCAGCGGCAGCCUCGAGCAAUCAAAACGAGGGCGAAGGGGAGGAGGACGUCUUCAGCACUUUUAGGGAGUUUUGUAGCAAGCAGGAAGUGAAGGUGGAAGCAGGUGCAGAUAACAGGCAGGUACAGUUUGGGGGAAGUGGGGAUUGGGCGCUAGAAUGGGAUAAAGAGAUGGAGCAAAGCGAGAAGAGUUUUUAUGAGUGUUUAGAAGAAUGUGAUUGGGAUUUGAGUGUUAGUACGCAGCCAGCAGAGGGCAGCAAAGUCACGCAGCUGCACCACCAGAAUGCCACAGACAGGGCUAGUGAGAGCGAGCUUAGUCCGCAGGCUUCCCAGGUUGUCCAAAGGCCCAAACUAUCCCAUGUUGAUCCCAAAAAACGCCACAGCGGUGGUGUCCACGUCAGCUUCCGCCCAUCCACAGAGUCUGUGCAGUUUCACAACCCCCUGGACCCCAAAGAGGCGCACUGGAAGACCCGUCUCCGCCGUCUUGGCCACUUCAGCAGCCACUCGGUUGGGGCGAGCGGGGCAGCAGCGAAGGGUGUUGGGGAGGGGGUCACCUGUUGCGAGGCCGUCGAACGGGAUAAAGGCUCCAUCAGUGGGGCUAGACGCGGCCGACUCGGCAGGCCAACCGUCUGCCCGCAGGGAUCCCGCUCUAGGUCUCAGGAGUCAGGGUGCAGCCCGUCACGGCAGCAGCAGGUGGCGCUGCUGGGCGGGGUGUAUAAGUCUAUGGUCCAUGCUCUCUCCAAACCCAAGGCCCAGGCAGUGUCACCCCAGCGUCACAGCAAAACGCCAGCCACCGAGGCUCACCUGAAGGACCUGUACACUCACGUAAUGGGCUAUUUUGGAAGAAAAACUUCAGCCAAUAAAGAUGAGCUGACGCCGAAGAUGCGGCCCAUGUCCAACGAUGUUGGCAGCAGCAACCCUAACGACAGUGACCUCAUGGAUGAGUUCAUUCAGGAAAGACUGAGAGCCAGAAGCACUUCUGGCAUGACGAGGCGUGGGAGUAGCCCGGGAAGUCUGGAAAUCCCCAAAGAUCUACCAGAGCUCCUGAACCGUCAGAAUGCUACGCGUCCUGCAGACGACCCCGGUGUGCCCUCUGAGUGGACCUCCCCAGCCAGCGCCAGUGGAAGUGACCUCAUAAGCUCCGACAGCCAGUCAGAUUCCUUCAAUGCUUUUCAGUAUGACAGCAAGUUUGAAAAUUUCAGCUUCCCCCCUGAAACGUGUGCUCUGGCCUCUGUGGAUCAGGAUAGUUUGGGAGGAGCAGGACAGACCACAGAGGAGCAGGAGCUUUCCAGUCUCACAACAAUCCACAUCGACUCUGAGACCAGCAGCCUCAGUCAGCACGGGCUGUCUGCUGACACGGUCACCAUCACUGGUUCUGAAAGCGCAUCUCCAAUGCAUUCUCUGGGAGGUUCACGAUCGCAGACACCGUCCCCUGCCACACUGACUGCCGAACACGUCCAGCAUAAAGAACUGCAGCUGGAUGAGAAAAUGCACCACUCUGUGCUGCAGACCCCUGAUGACCUUGAAACCAGCGAAUUUCCUACAGAGGACUGUAGUGUGAUGGCUGGUGGCACUCUGACCGGCUGGCAUGCUGAUGUUGCCACAGUGAUGUGGAGGAGAAUGCUUGGCAUUCUGGGAGAUGUCAACUCCAUCAAGGACCCUGAGAUCCAUGCGCAGGUCUUUGACUACCUCUGCGAGCUCUGGCAGAACCUGGCCAAGAUCAGAGACAAUCUCGGGAUUUCCCUUGACAACCAGUCUUCUCCACCCCCACCAGAUCUGAUUCCACCUUUGCGGAUUCUGACUCCCUGGCUUUUCAAAGCCACUAUGUUGGGGGAACGCUAUAAGCAGGGCAAACUCCACGCCUAUAAGCUCAUUUGUAAGAUAAUGAAGAGAAGACAGGAUGUUUCACCCAACUCUGACUUCCUUACGCACUUCUACAACAUCAUGCACAGCGGCCUGCUUCAUCAAGACCAGGACAUUGUUAACACCAUCAUUAAGCACUGCUCACCACGAUUCUUCUCCAUUGGACUUCCGGGAGCCACUAUGCUGAUCCUGGACUUCAUAGUUGCAGCGAGCCGUGUCACCGCCUGCUCAUCCCUCAAUGCUCCACGGGUGGAGGCUCAGAUUUUGUUGGGCUCCCUGGUGUGCCUCCCAAACUUGUACAGUGAACUCCCCGCCCUGCACCCUACAACAGCUGACAUCCUCAUGACGAAAUUCACAGACGUCAAGGAGCAUAUAAUCAAGCAUAUCCUGACCUCUGCCAGAGAUGAGCCUUCUGCACCAGCAAGGUGUGUGGCUCUCUGUAGUCUGGGUAUUUGGCUCUGUGAAGAGCUGGUUCAUGGCACUCAGCAUCCGCAGAUCAAAGAAGCACUCAAUGUCAUCUGUGUCACCCUCAAGUUCUCAAAUAAAACCGUUGCCCUGGUGGCCUCGGACAUUUUGCACCUGCUCAUAAAUUAUGUGGACGAACUGCAGAAAUUCCCGCCGGACACUCCAAAGAAAAUAGUGGAGGUCCUUAUUGCAACCAUCACUUACCUUCUUCCAGCUACAGAGUCUUCCCCUCAUGAGCUGGAUAAGAGGCUGGUUGUGUCUCUGCUACUGUGCUUGCUGGACUGGGUGAUGGCUCUACCUCCCAAAACUCUCCUGCAGCCGAUCCAAAGAGCCUCAGACAAUGAGAAAACUGACAAGUCCAUACUCAGCUGCAUCUAUAAAGUCCUCCAUGGCUGUGUAUAUGGAGCUCAGAGCUUCAGCAACCCCAAUUACUUCCCCAUUCACCUGUCAGACUUGAGCAGCCCAGACUACGACCCCUUCCUACUACUGGAGAACCUGAAGGAGCCAGAGCCACUCCAUUCACCUGACUCUGAACGCUCCUCUAAACUGCAGCCUGUCACUGAAGUGAGGAGCCGUAUUCAGCAAGGCCUGAUUUCAAUUGCGGCACGCACAGUCAUAUCCCACCUGGUCAACCACCUGGGUCACUAUCCGAUGAGUGGUGGUCAGCCACUCUUACCAGCCAGGUAUGCGAGAACCAGGAUAACCCAUACAGCGAGAGUGCAGACCUGACACCUGAGCUUUUCGACGCACCCAACUUGCAGUUCUUCGUGCUCAAUGGCACCACCCCUGCUAUC